UCCCCAUUCUCCAAACCUCGCAGCAGUACAUAUGCAGAAGGCGACGAUUGAAUUUUUCUGGCUUGGCGCACCGCAAAAUGCUGCGAGCGUCCAUGAGUCUGCCGACCGCGUCUACUAUACCGGCUUCAACCUGAAUGGCGUGACCUUUCAGGCUGGGGAGUACGUUCUGCUGCAUCCAGAGGAGGAGGCAUCCCUGCACUAUGUUGGCAAGCUUGUCAAGUGUUUCCACGACAAGAGCGGCGCCUAUGGCGACCCGCAUUGUGUUGAGGUGGCCUGGUUUGAGCGGGCAGUCGUGCUCGAGGCCGGUGCCGACCUCAAAGAACUGGUCGAACUUGCGGAGACCGACAUCAACCCUAUCGGCUGCAUUUCGGGCAAGGCCUACGUGCUGAAGGCGUCGAGUCUUGAGGAGGCCUCUCAGCUUGCACAGGCCAGCGUGCCCGCGCACUGCGAGUGGUUCUGGUGCGCGCGGGCGCUCCGUGCGGGGGUCCUGCUGCCCUGCUCCGAGCUGGCCGACCCGGCCGGCGCCUCAGCAUGCGGGCAGCAGGCAGCUUUGCCGCCGCAGCUCAGCGGCAAGCGCUCGCUGACGGGCGGCCAGGGCUCGGCGGAGGGCGCAGCCGACAGCGAGGAGGCUGAAGCCAAGCGCUCGCGGCUGCAGCCUGAGGAGAUGCCCACCGCGCCCGUGCGGCGGACGGGCAAGCUCGUGAGUGGGCGCACAUGUGUGGAGUGCGGGGCCACGCAGACGCCGCAGUGGCGCGAGGGCCCCGCCGGCCCCAAGACGCUGUGCAACGCCUGCGGCGUCCGCUACGUGCGCGCACAGCAGCGCGCCAACAAGCGGGCGGUCAGCAUGGGGUCCUCGCGGCCCUCGGGCGGCUACGGCGGCCGGCAAUCCCGCGCGUCGAAGAGCGCCCGCGCCGAGCCCGCGUGCGGCCCUCGUGGCGGCGCCCGCGCCGCUGCGUCCGCCGCUGCCGUGGAGGAGGUGCCUCAGCGCCCGCUGCGCCAGGCGGCGCUGCUAGCGGCGAACAAGACGGCGCAGUACGCGCGCACCGGCGUGUUCCCGCAGAGCGCCACCGAGCUCCACCAGCACCAGCAGCAGCCGUACGGGGGCUUGUGUACACUCGGCGAGCUGGAGCUGGUCGGCCGGCCCGGCACGCCGGUGUGCCCCUCCGCCACCGCCUCCGCCGGGGCCAGCGCCUGCGCGGACAGCCUGCCCGAGGGCGUGACGGUGGAGGUGGAGGUGGUGGUGGACGGCGGCGACAUGGAUGGCGGCUGCUGCGGCGGCGGCGCGGUGUCGCCGGCUAUGGGGCUGGUGGCUCCGUUCGCGGCGCUGCCGGGGGUGCCCGGCGGCUACCCGCAGCUGCAGCAGUUCCAGCAGCACCACCACCAGGCCCUGACCCACAUGGGCCUGCUGCCAGGCGCCGGCUGCAGCCCGGAGCGGCCUGCCGCCGGCACCUCCGGCCUGACCCACAUGGGCGGCGCUGCCGCGGUGCAGGGCAUGGUGCCGCUGGCGGGGCACGUGGUGCUGCUGGGGGCCGCGGCCGCGCCAGCCGCCGCCGCCGCCGCCGCUGACAGCACGCCCUCCACCAGUGGUACCAGCGGCAGCGGCCUGGCCGCGGGCGCGGGUGGCGACUGCUGCGCCAGUGAGCUGCCGGCAGCUGCGAUGCCGCUGCAGCACCAUCUCCUGCACCCCCACGUCAUGUCGGUGCCAGUGUCGCCCAGUGCGCACCAGCCCGCCGCCACCGCCGCCUGCGACCUGUUCGUGUGUGGUGACGAGGACGAGGCGGGCGCCGGCAGCCACAUGGGCCUGUACGGCGCCGGCCAGUCGGGCCUGCUGGGCGCCGGCGAGGACGAGGAGGCGUUUGGGUCGCUGGUGGGCGCGGAGGUGGACUUCGGCCUGGGCGCAGGCAGCGGCGACGGCAGCGCGGCGCUGUUUGACGUGCUGCUGCAGCCCGGCGGCCCGGGCGGCCACUGUUGCGAGGGCGACCUGGACGGCGACCUGGGCGUGGGCGUGUGCGACCUGCCGGACGUGGCCGCCCGCGCCGCGCCCUACUGCACCGACCUGGCGCCCGGCACCGCCGCCCGCCAGCUGCUGGACGCCGCGCCGCUGCUGCUGAUGGCCGGCGACGUGCCGCUCGGGUGCGGCGCCGGCAGCAGCUGCGGCACGGUGGCGGUGGCCGGCGGCGCCGAGGCGGAGGCGGCGGUGCGGCAGCUGGUGGGGCUGGGCGCGGAGGCGGGCCGCGCGGCCACCGAGGCCCUGGCCGCCAGCGAGGCCGCUGCGGCGGUGGAGCAGGCCGCCGAGGCGCACGCCGAGGCGGCCCGCCGCGCCCGCGACGCCGCCGCCUGCAACCUGGAGCGCUUGCGUGAGGCGAUCUGUGGCAUUGCCGGCCCCGAGGCGGCGGCGGCGGUGGCGCUGGACUGCAGCGGUCUCAUCGAGCUGCCGCACAGCCUGGGCGGUGGCGACGGCGGCGCUGUGUGCGCCGGCGGGCUGCUGGGCAUGGGCCUGGGCUCCAGCCUGUUUGAUGACGCCUCUCUGGUGGCCGUGCACUCGUAAGCGAGCAGCGCCUGUGCGUGUUAGAAAGCAGCGACGGCAGCGAAAAAGAUGUGGCUGGACCCUCACACGCAACACUGGCCCAGCAGCAGCAGCAGUAGGAGUAGAAGCCCCGCGUGCAGCGGGAGCAGCAGCUGGAGCCGCGGUUAAACAUUCAACUUGCGCGGCGAUGGUGGCAGUCGAUGCGUUUGAAGCGAUGGGUGCUUGCGCUCUUGCUUCAAUCGCACGUUGCCUACCAUUAUAAAGUGGUCUCGAUAACCAAAAUACCAAAAAGAACGUCGGCGAUAUGGCCCGCGACGUGGUUCAUUAGCGCGGGCGGCGUACAGGUGCUACGCAUGCCAACAUUGUUGUGUUACGUGGUGGCUCGAGGGCAAGGGAACCGCGAGUUGUGGUGUGCUUCGGGUUUAGAACGUCGAGUCACCAGCAUUAGGCUAGACGUAUGUGUGCGUGUGUGUAUGUGUGCGUGGUGUGCGCGAGGAGUGGCGAAAUUUUUUACAGGCCGCCAGUCCCCAAUUUUUGUGCCAUAACAUUUGAAGGCGCAGGACUCUAGCUGAUGCUGUUGCCUGCAAUUACUUCGUUUUACUCAUGCCUCGGUCCUGAAAGGCAUUCGACCCUCGUAUCCACUCGGCCUGAGUGUGGGGAGGGCUUUGCCAGUGCAGCGCCUUGCAGUGCGGUGCGGUGCGCUGCAGGACUGACUGCGCCGAGGCCUGCAAAGGGUGGGCCUGCGCUGCCUCUGGAGCGGGCAGCUGUCCCCCCAAUGCCAUUCGACGUGGAACAAAUCUACAAAAGCGGCGGUGGGUGCGUGGCAUUACGCUGUUAGGACCGUGAACAGUCGGCGGCCCACUAAGCAGGUCAUCAUGGUGCCGGCGAUGCGGGUGUGACUGCUGAAACGUGUGCGUGUUGCGUGUUGCGUGUACGGCGACCAACGCGUUUGCAGGGCACGAGAGGGACGUGGACUCGGGAGUAUUGGGUAGAAGACAUUUUUGGACAAAAUGAUUGAAGGUGCGAGAACACGACGACUCAGUUGGUGACGCGUGCGAGGUGUUGAGGCGUGUCAUGAAUUCGCUUGCGCGGUGAGGUCAGGAAGGCAAGGUCAAGUUGGACGCACGGGAAUGGACUGCGCGAGUGCAGGAGGGAGCGCCGCGAGGGGUCGCGUGUGUGCAGCCGGUUGCGCCGCGCGAGGCCCAUGCAGCUGCGUAGAGGCUACCAGCGGGAGCUGAUGAGAGCAGUGCGGUGCGGUGUGUGGCGCGGGUGUGUGCGUGUGUGGGCAGGGCGGAACGGGGGUUGGAGUUGUGGCGGGAGGCAUGCGGCUUGGUGCCGAGUGCAGGAGGGACCGGCUGGGGGCGGCUGGGGGAACCGGCGCGCCGGCGUGGGUCGUACAUACACGCACACGGUGCAUGGGGGCCGCACGCGGAAGUGCAGCUGGUGGAUACUGACGACGGGGUAGCCGAGAUCGACCGGGGAACGCCAGAUUCCCUUGAAUCUGGCGAGAGUGGGGUAGGCAACCCCGAAACCAUUUGCAUGUGCGCGCAUGGUGGUGACGCAUUCCUGUCUGUUCCGAGUUUUCAGAGUGUUGUUGGCGAGGCGGGGCCGCCCCCGGUGGUGGCGGGUGUCCCCGCCUCGAGGGCAUUGGCACUGUAGGGCGGAGGAGAGCGCCCGCUCGUGGGAACUCGCCUCUUGCGGGCGCUGGGGACAUUCAUUGUCUGUCUGUGUCUCUUGAAGUCGCAUCGCGCCCACGCGCGCCCGGGCGCUCGCUGUGCAGCCCCCGUGUGAGUUUGCCCGUGUUGGGGGCUCGGACGCAGGGCCCUCGCCGCGUCCGGAAACAGCCUCCCCGGCGCAUGUUGUGGCGCAGCGCGCAAAGGCAGUGGGAGCACACGCUGCGGCCGAGACUAAGGCCACCAUGAUCUGGACUGGCCUUGCCCAGCGCAUGGCGUGACCCUGCCAAACACGUGGUGCACUGGUGUGUAAGCGUGUUAGGAAUGAGUGUGUGUUGGGAUUUGUUGCUGUAUACCUCCUCGCGUGUGUGCGAGGUGAGGGGUGCCGUGCACACUUGCACAAUUGAACUCAACUUGUUAUGAGAGGCGCAGCCGGCACUCGGCCUUAUGGACGAAAGGCCAGGGUCCGGCGCACAAGCGGAUGGCAUGGUGUGACAUGGUGCGGUGUGGUCGUGUGUGUGUAUGUGUGGUGUUUGUUCGGCUGCAGGGAGGUCAGGGCCGGUGCCGCCGCAGGUGGCUGCUGGGCCGUGCGCCGCCUGCCUGUCCCCGCAUCCGGGCCCCCACGGCACAUGGAUGGUGGGAUGCGUGCAAACAGGGCGCGGCACCUGGACGAGGGGGGACUCUAGGGCCCCGUUAACCCCGAGACCUUGAGGAGAUGAAAAGGCCGCUGGUGCAUGUAUUUGAUUGUGUGUGUAUGCACAGGUGUCAGGGCACCAGCCCGCACCUGGGGCAUGGGUGCGCCCCCGUGCCUCGUCUCGCGUGAGUUGUCAGGCGCUGGGCAGUGGCUCCCACAGGCAAUUGAAGUGGGUGCCAGCCCAACAAUAUACGUGCCACCAGCACAAAAAACAAGAAAAAGAUUCAACCGUGUUUUGUGGAUUCGUGUGGUGUGAUUUGGAAUGAGGCGGAUUUAGAUGGACAACGACACUUGUGGAGUGUGUGGCUGGUGAGGCGCGGGCGCUGAGGCCCCGACACGCAGGAUUGCUACGGGAGUCUCAUGUGCGUAGAAAGCGAUGACGCAUAUUUCUUGCAGUCCGAUAGGGCAAGACCAUCGAGUAGAGCAAUUGGAAUGGAUUGAUGCGGGAACUAACCCGCGGUCGGACACGGAUUGAAUGCGGUAGGAGGGCUGGCCGCUGCAGCAAGUGAACAAGUGAACGAGAUGCCACUGCAGGACACGAAGGCAAGAGCGCACAUGGACCGUCUGGAUGUGCUGAUACAGGGCCUGCUGUAAAGAAGGAAGGCC
Chlamydomonas reinhardtii is the source of this 5500-nucleotide messenger RNA. RefSeq lists its product as uncharacterized. The transcript has 6 exons. Lineage: Eukaryota; Viridiplantae; Chlorophyta; Chlorophyceae; Chlamydomonadales; Chlamydomonadaceae. Gene Ontology annotation, molecular function: zinc ion binding; sequence-specific DNA binding; chromatin binding. Bases 32 to 2548 code for a protein of 838 amino acids. Gene Ontology annotation, biological process: regulation of DNA-templated transcription. The record is from RefSeq and is a predicted model, not a curated record.